Cuscuta campestris is the source of this 1296-nucleotide messenger RNA. Lineage: Eukaryota; Viridiplantae; Streptophyta; Magnoliopsida; Solanales; Convolvulaceae. The record is from the annotation of a GenBank genome assembly.
CUAACCUCACGCGCAAGCACUGACGCAGGCGGAAGAAACCUCGUCGGGCCCCACCCAGCCUCCCAACGAGGGCACCGAUUUGAUGACGGUACCACGCAUACGCACUCUCCGUGUGUGCCAUGGGUGCUCAAAUCCACAAUCCGCAAGCACUGACGGGCAUCCUUUACCGCGGACGCAUACGUGCGCCUUUUGACCGCAGGCGNCACCGUCGGUACAACACGUGGCCCCAAACCGCGGGAACCAACGGGCACCCUUUAACCGCGGGUACAUACGUGCGCCUCUUAACCGCAGACGCGGUCGUUAAGGCACCCAAAUCAGUACAACUAGGGGUUACCCCCAUCCUCAUCUAUGCGAAAGAAGGGCAGAUCGUCCAUAGGAAGGAGAGAUCGUACCCGAAUGUCAAGAUCCUGCAGAUUAGUAAUCUCCCGCGUCCCCUCUGUACUAUCCACGGCCCACAAUGCCAACUCAGUCGUCGGGGCAUUCGCCCGCACGUCACAAUGAAACCAGUGGACCGUCGUGAUAGAACAGAGGAAACGCAGUCUAGCAUAAACAUCAUGAAGAGACAGCGUAGAGAAGGAGGCGGAGAACUAGUGUUUUGCUUUCAGAAUCCGUCUCCUCCGUUUCGUUCCCGGCGACGCAUCUGGGUGAAGAAAGGAGAUAAACGGUCAGGAGAGGGGGAGCGAACAGAGAGACAGAGACGAGCACGAGGGGUUUGGAUCGGAAACCCAUCUCCUCCUCCGCUGUUUCCCGACGGAGACACCAGGCACGCCGCGACCAGGGCUUCCAUCCCCAGCCAAACGCCAUCUGAGUUCAUUUACGAACGGUCAUCUAGGUUGAAAUUCAAAUUCCGUUUUGUUGGAACUUGGGACGUCGUGGAUUGAAAAUUUUUCCUCAUGCAAAUUCUUCUCUCUUAAGCUUUCCACCAAAAAAAUGGUAGAUGCAAAAGAGAGAUUAUUAAAGAGUUUUAAAAAAAUGGCUAAAAAAGAACGAGAUUUAUCGAUAUGGAAAAAUCGGGAGAAAAAGCAUGGAUAUGCAGAUGGGAUUGACUUAGGUAAUGAUUGUGGCAUGUGUGCUUUGUUUUGUUAAAUCAUUAUUUUUAUUAUUUUAGUCGACCAAUUGUGUUUAAUAUGUGCAUGAUAAUUAGGCUUAUGGCACAUUAUAUUAUGACGGCUUAUAUUUUCUUGUUCAACUUCCUAUGUGAUAUAUUAUAUUACUCGUAGUCAUUGUGAAAUUAUUUUUACUUAUGCAUUGCAUGAUUCAUAUAAAAUCGUGUGUGCCUUAUAUAGACCUAUUUUG